UCCCCCAGCUGAAGGGAGUUUUUAAUUAUUAUUAUUUUUUUUUUACCCCAGAUGAAGGAGUGCAGUCGGCACACUAGCACAACAUCAGCGAAUUGGUUAAAAACACGAACGUAUAGCUCGAAUUUGCAAACGUUGAUUCUGUUACAAGGUAAUCUGCACUCUUCACUGACAUGCUAAGAAGAGUAGCGGCAAAUGUGGCUGUGAAUAGUUGGAAAGGAAACAUUUUUGAACUUGAUCAUAAGUUAAUCAUGGCACGCCAGCUACAUGCUCGCAGAAUUGAGGGAAUUGACAAAAAUAUAUGGGUUGAUUUUACACAGCUGGCUGCUGACUACAAAGUGGUGAAUCUAGGCCAGGGCUUUCCUGACUUCUCCCCACCAAGCUACAUCCAAGAGGCCCUCUGCAAAGCAGUCAACGGAGGAUGUUCAAUGCAUCAGUACACGCAUGCUUUCGGCCAUCCCCCUCUUGUGUCGAUCCUGGCUAAGUUCUUUGGUAGAGUCGUGGGACAUGAGAUUGAUGCUUUCGAGGACAUCCUGGUCACUGUUGGAGCCUACCAGGCUCUCUUCUGCACCUUUCAAGCCCUGGUCGAUGAAGAUGAUGAGGUCAUCAUUAUUGAGCCUUUUUUCGACUGCUAUCAGCCAAUGGUGAAGAUGGCAGGAGGAAAAGGUGUCUAUGUGCCACUGAGGCCCAGAGUGGAGGGGGGCAAGGCCCUGACUAGUGCAGACUGGGUCCUAUCUUCUGAGGAGUUGGCCAGUAAAUUCAACCCACGCACCAAAGCCAUUGUCAUCAACACUCCCAACAAUCCAUUAGGCAAGGUGUAUAAGAGGGAGGAGCUCCAAGUGAUUGCUGACCUGUGUAUAAAGCACGAUGUGGUGUGUAUCAGUGACGAGGUGUACGAGUGGCUGACUUAUGACGGUGCCAAGCAUGUGAAGAUAGCCAGUCUUCCUGGGAUGUGGGAGCGGACUGUCACGAUAGGAAGCGGAGGAAAGAGCUUCAGUGCUACAGGGUGGAAGGUUGGCUGGGCUAUUGGAGCAGGGCCCAUUGUAAAGCACCUGAAGACCGUCCAUCAGAACUCUGUGUACCACUGUGCCACGGCCGCUCAGGAGGCGGUGGCCCAAGGUUUCCAGAGAGAGUACGAGCUCUUUGGGACGCCAGAGAGUUACUUCCUGCAGCUGCCUGAGAUGCUGAAUCAAAAGAGGAAGAAGCUGGCGACCUGUCUGGAGAGUGUUGGCCUGCAGCCCAUUCUGCCCGAGGGAGGCUACUUCAUGAUAUCAGACAUCUCCUCUCUCAAGGUUGACUUGAAUGAUCCAAGCACUCAGGAUGAACCUCAUGACUACAGAUUUGUCAAGUGGCUCAUUAAAGAGAAGGGUUUGGCCACUAUCCCUGUCUCGGCUUUCUACAGCCCUGAGCACCGCAAGGACUUCCAAAACUACAUUCGGUUCUGCUUCGUCAAGGAGGACUCGACAUUGAACGCUGCUGAGGAUAUCCUCAGAAAGUGGAGUGACUGAAAAUGAAGGCACAGACAACCCUUCCUGUUUUGCCUUUAUCCACACUAGCUCAACUUAAGUCUGCUCCGUUGAACCGAGCCAUAUUCAACACCUCUGGAUUUGUAUACACUAUGUAGUACUGUAGGAAUAGACCUCCAUAGGAUGUUUUCCUUUGUCAAUGUACACUGAGUGUCCUGAACAUCUUCCUAAUAUUGAUUCGCACACCUUUUUGCCCUCAGAACAGCCUCAAUUUGUUGUGGCAUGGACUCUUAUCCAAAGCGUUCCACAGGGAUGCCGGCCCAUGUUGACUCCAAUGCUUCCCACAGUUGUCAAUUUGGCUGGAUGGCCGUCAGGUGGUGGACCAUUCUUGAUACAUAUGGGAAACUGUUGAGCGUGAAAAACCUAGCAGCGUCGCAGUUCUUGACACAAACCGGUUCUCCUGGCACCUACUUCCAUAACCCAUUGAGGCACUUAAACAUUUUGUCUUGCCCAUUAACCCUCUGAAUGGCACACAUACACAAUCCAUGUCUCAAGGCUUAAUAAUUGUUCUUUAACCUGUCUCCUCCACUUCAUCUACACUGAUUUUUGAAGUGGAUGGCCCAUAGCUUUCACCUGGAUUCAGCUGGUCAGUCUGUCAUGGAAAGAGCAGAUGUUCCUAAUGUUUUGGAUACUGUGUAUAUCUACAAUGUCAUGAAGGCAUAUGUCGGCGUAGUCAGUCACACUCCCAGUUCUGAUUGUUCUAGUUGGCUUUUCUUUUUUUUCAAAUCUGUCCUGAUACGGUAGUAAUCAACCACUUAGCGUAAUCAUCCGUCCUGCAUGGAUGUGAUCACCAUCCAGAGUGCACUAUAAUUUUAUCACAUUACUGUUGAUUUGAAUAUUUUUGUUUAACUGCUCUGAAUGACAUUAAUGCACAUUUAAAAAUGAGACCAAGGGAAAGAUGUGCAUUGAAUUUGCUGUCUUUGGUAGACAUCACUGUAUUUGAUGCUGUAAGGUUCUAAUUCUGAGUCUCCCCUUAUCAAUGCCUGCCACAUGUAAUCGCUUCCCUGCACUCAACACAUUUCAAGCUUAGUUGCACACAUUAUAUACCUUCCUCCUAUAACCAUUCACUUCUGGUGUAGACCCUCUCUCAGUAACAUGAAGUAGAUUUCAUAUUCUCAGAACCCAACAAUGUCCUUUAAUCUUUUAGUGAUUUUUUUUGUUGUUGUUAUCAACUGGUGGUCUACUCCUCAGAAAUUGUCCCAAAGUGUGCUUAUUUGCAUAACUGUAUGCUGAUCUUGUAAAAAUAAAGAGUUUUGAAGCGGCUAAA
This is a messenger RNA of Oncorhynchus tshawytscha (Chinook salmon), 2790 nucleotides long. RefSeq names its product kynurenine aminotransferase 1 (gene kyat1). Gene Ontology annotation, biological process: biosynthetic process. Lineage: Eukaryota; Metazoa; Chordata; Actinopteri; Salmoniformes; Salmonidae. The transcript has 13 exons. The record is from RefSeq and is a predicted model, not a curated record. Gene Ontology annotation, cellular component: cytoplasm; mitochondrion. The coding region runs from base 171 to 1505 and encodes 444 amino acids. Gene Ontology annotation, molecular function: pyridoxal phosphate binding; L-kynurenine:2-oxoglutarate transaminase activity.